ACGAGAGGUACCUGGAGCAGCAUAUGCUCGAAACCCACAAGUAUGGCAAAGGCUCCAUCAUGGUUUGGGAAUGCUUUUGGGAAGGCGGACUUGGUUCCUUUGGUGACUCUCACUGGCAAUGUCGAUCAAGACAAGUAGGUGGACUGCCUAGCCAACAGGUUUCUUCCCUGGUACCAGGAUCUCAUCGAAAGGACUGGGAAGGAAUUUUAUGCCACCUGGUAUAAGAAAAAGAGAUGCGAUGUCAAGAGCUUUCGAUUUUUGGCCAGCGCAGAGCCCAGAUUUCAAUCCACCUUUUAUGAGAUGUCGCAGAUCUACAUUACUAAUAAAUGUCCCUUCUGCGCCAUCUCGAACAUGCUUGGGCUUAUAUUGCGUAUAAGCUUCGUAGCAAACGUGGCAAACUGGCAAACGUGGCCCAAAUCGAAGCGUUCGUCUACAAAACCUGGUUGGAGAUCUCACCUCUUCUUCUGGAAAAUUUAGUUUCCAGUAUGCCCGACAGGUGCCGCGCUGUCAUAGAGAAAGAAGGCGGCCGAAUACAUUCUUAAAUAAUGUUCUUUAUUUUUACCUUUAUGAAGUUGUCGAAAUAUCUUAUUGAUGGAUUUGUUGAUGUUCUGAAGACUUUUAUUAUGGACACUGUCCCUCGAACAAGCCUUUCUCUUUUUUUUUUUUUGAAAAUUAAA
Messenger RNA from Radiomyces spectabilis, 677 nucleotides. RefSeq lists its product as uncharacterized. The record is from RefSeq and is a predicted model, not a curated record. Gene Ontology annotation, molecular function: nucleic acid binding. The coding region runs from base 327 to 542 and encodes 71 amino acids. Lineage: Eukaryota; Fungi; Mucoromycota; Mucoromycetes; Mucorales; Radiomycetaceae. The transcript is spliced from 2 exons.